GGUGGGAGCAAUGUGGUUUGUUUUGGCAGCAGACCAAUUAGCCCAGCACCAAAAUGGGUUCCGAUUGAUCGUUCCUGCUGUCGAUUGUUCUGGCUAGCUAGAAGCCGUAGUGGCACUUCUUUAGAAACACAGAUUCGAAUUUUCUUUUUGAUUUGCUUUGAUGGCGUUGUGCGUGGAGACGAGACCUCGAGCUAGCUACUGUACCGGUGGUACUGGCUACUAGCUACCGGUAGCCAGCUAGACCUCGAGCUAGCUAUUGUACCGGUGGUACCAGGUACUGGCUAGCUCGCUAGAAGGCUCGUAAUUUGGAUGGACAGACUCCACCAAAUCGCUAACCUUACUGCACAAUCAUUCUUUUUUGCCAGAUUUUUCUUGACCACAACGGGGGAUCUUUGGACGUGCGUUCAAUUUGGCUCCUCCAUACCGGAGCCCUCGACACCGUGAGAGGCAAAUGACAAGUCGUACAAAUCAAACUUUGCCAGUUCCUUUCCUCUUGUCCUUUCUUCCAGACUCUCUACCGGUAUCUUCUUUGCCAGAUCCUUCCACUCUGGUGUCAUGCCACUCCCACAGAGACACAGAUGAGCCUCACAACAUCCAUCCCUGAGGUUGGAUCAAGAAUUCAAUCAAUCGAUCAGACAUGAUGAUGCGCCAACGCAGUGCUGCUGUCGAGAUGAAGUCAGAUGUAGAUCUUACCUCUCUUCCGGACGGGGCGCAGCAUAGUAGACACAACCCAAGAUCCAGGCGAUUUUUGGAAUCUUCUCCCACUUCAAUUCUCACUGCUGCCCUGCUCCUUACCGGAAUGUUGGUUUUAGUCCUCUCUCCACCUACCACUAUUUCCGCCUUGCGCAAGCUCUCGGCAGCUCCAUCAUACUACUUGACGGAAGAUGAUGGCCCUCCCCCGGAUCUGGUGGUUCAUGGCAAGCGGGACUAUUACACUCCAUGUCCUCCUGAAUUUCGAAAGCGUGCUUGGGUUGGUUUUGAGAAAGAUACCAAUGUGAUUCGUGCCUUUCGAUCACAAGGGUGGUAUGCUCAAAGCAAAACUGAUGUCAGUUGGGACGACAAGAAAGCCAUUGCCACCUACAGGGUCUUGUACAUGCGGAAAUCAAGGCAUAAGAAAGACUUUUCUGUAGGUCUGCCAUGGCAACGACUCAGUCGUGUUCCGAGCGGUGCUGUCUUGGAGCCCAAGGAUUCCUUUUUCAAACGACUGAAUACUUUGCAAGAACAGUAUGAUGCCACGCAUGAUGACGGCCGAAAUCUCAUUUACUUUCUUCCAGAAACCUAUCAAUUGGAACAAAAAAACGAUCGUCACAAGUUUGUUUCAAGAAUUAUGGAGGAAAAGAAAAUGGGACGCAAUCGACCAUGGGUAUUGAAAAAGGCCAAAAUCAACAAUGGCCGUGGAAUUGAAAUGCUACCGCCCGACUCCCCAGCCCUCUACAGUGCCGCAGCGAGAGCCAAGGAAGAUGACGACAACAACUACAUUGUGCAAUCCUAUGUUUGCAAUGAACUGACAUGGUUCAAUGGCAAAAAGUUUGAUCUGAGGUUCUUUUGGCUCGUUGCCAGUAUUGACCCCUUGAUUGUCCUCUACCAUGAUGGAUAUGCCCGUGUUGCAGCGGCCAAGUACAAUGAAUCCGACUGGGGGUCUACAGGGCAGCAUCUGACCAACCAUGAGUACCGAACGGAAAUGGGAGUGCCCACUGAUGAGGAUGUCAUGUGGGAUGCACUCUGGCGAAGAGUGAGAGAACAUUAUAAUGCUGACUAUGCCCGACUGUCGAAACUGAUUGUGGGUGAUGACCCUGUCAGGCAUGUGCGCAAUCAGAUCAAAGAGGCAAUUAGUGCAAUAGUGGAAGCAUUCAAAGACUCACUGACAGAGAAGAAAAAGGACACCCCAGUAACCACAGAGAACCUUUUUGCAUUCUAUGGGUCAGAUUUUAUCAUUGACGCUGACUUGGAUGUUUACUGUCUCGAGGCUCAAACAGUUCCAGGACUGGGGCAGGGUACUGAUUUCCGAAUUGACGUGUUUCGAAAGCUUUUUCGUCCUGUGGUCAACAUUGUCGAAGAAAUUGCUGACAAGCAGGAAAAGGAUGCGAAGGCAAACCUGUUGCCCAUCAAGUCACUGGAAGACUAUGAAAUUGUUUAUGCAGAUGGAUGGCGAUAUCAAUUCAAAGGCUACGAACGACAGAAGGACAAGAAGGGAUGCCAGCUGUCUCCCAAGUGA
This is a messenger RNA of Seminavis robusta, 2215 nucleotides long. The record is from the annotation of a GenBank genome assembly. Lineage: Eukaryota; Bacillariophyta; Bacillariophyceae; Naviculales; Naviculaceae.